GAUCAGCUGCUGGCAGUUGGUGUUCUCAAUCACGUCCGCGCGGAGGCUGCAUAUAUAGUACAGGCGCACUUCGGCGAGUAAUAUACACGCUUUCGGAGGCGCUCGGUGCGGGUUAUUUAAAUAAAUAUUUCAAGUGGGACCCGGACAAAGACGAAGGAGCCGAAUAUGGCCGAGACGGCAGCUACUCCCGCGUCCAAGCCCAAGAAGACGAAAAGCUCGAAGAAAGCGACGUCGCAUCCCAAAUACUCCGAGAUGAUCAAAGCGGCCAUCGCAGCCGACCGGAGCCGCGGAGGCGCGUCGCGUCAGUCCAUCCAGAAGUACGUGAAGAACCACUACAAGGUGGGAGACAACGCCGACUCCCAGAUCAAGCUCGCCCUGAAGCGCCUGGUGGCCAGCGGGCUCCUGCGCCACACCAAGGGCAUCGGGGCCUCGGGCUCCUUCAAACUGGCCAAAGCCGAGGACGCCAAGAAGCCGGAGAAGCCCAAGCCGGCGCCCGUGAGGGUCAAGAAGCCGGCCAAAGCCGCCGCCAAGCCCAAGAAAGCCCCCAAGCCCAAGAAAGUGGCGAAGUCCCCGAAGAAAACCAAGAAGGCCGCCGAGAAGAAAGUGAAGAAGGCGGCGGAGAAGAAGAAGUCGCCCGUCAAAGCCAAGAGGGUCGCCAAGAAGGCGAAGGUGGCCAAACCCGCCAAGGCGAGCAAAGCCAAGAAGGUGAAAACGGCGAAGCCCAAGCCCAAAACGGCGGCCAGGAAAACGGGCAAGAAGAAGUGAGCUCCAGCCGGCUGGACUGACUCGUGUAAAUACACUUUUUUGAAGCAAAUGUUUUUUGGUACAUUGUUAUUUUUGUAAAGGUCUUCGUGCGCGGACUUCAACCCCCCACCCCCCCCCACACACACGUUUUUACGGCGAAACUUUUUGCGUGCGAUUCUCCGAAGAAGGUCCCAGACGCGGCUAAACUUGUUAUUUAUUUUGAUAGAUCUCUUUUCUUUACGAGCUGAACUUUAUUGCACACUAUCGCUAUCAUUCGGACGUACUAAUUAAUUUUGCCGAUUAGGUAUGUCGCUAGAAGAUAUAUAUUCCUGCUGUAGGUCGUUCGAGGACUGUGAAGAACUAUAAUGACAUGUCAUUGAUACAUGAUGACGAUGUACAGAAUCGACUUGUGACGUGGACUGUUGUAGUCUAGAUCCAUUGCUGUCCGUAUAAUACUGUCAUUACUGUGCGUCAAUAAACUUUUCUCAUGGCA
Molecule: messenger RNA, 1237 nt
Organism: Puntigrus tetrazona (Sumatra barb)
Lineage: Eukaryota; Metazoa; Chordata; Actinopteri; Cypriniformes; Cyprinidae
Product: histone H1.0
Exons: 2
Coding region: 166-765 (199 amino acids)
Biological process (GO): chromosome condensation; nucleosome assembly; negative regulation of DNA recombination
Cellular component (GO): nucleus; nucleosome
Molecular function (GO): double-stranded DNA binding; nucleosomal DNA binding; structural constituent of chromatin
Source: RefSeq, a predicted model, not a curated record